AUGUUCUCAGGUUGGUGCUUCACAACCAACAGUGCGUGGCAUAAAGGAGGAAGAAUUAUAGUUGCUUGGAAUCCUUUGAGAUUCAAUGUAAGUAUACUCAGUUGCUCAAAUCAGCUAAUUCAUUUGUCUGUUGCUACUGUGGACAAUAAGCAUAGCUUUUUCGCUACUUUUGUAUAUGGCUUUAAUGAUGAGGAGGGAAGAAAAAGCUUGUGGAAAAGAUUACAGGAUAUGGCUAGAGUGGACCCAUGGGUAGUGCUUGGGGACUUUAAUGAUAUCUUGAACAGGGAUGAAAGAAUUGGGGAUAGAGCAAGACACAGCUUAAAUAAUGAGUUCAUUAAUUGUGUUUCUGGCUGUCAGUUGGAAGAUGUUAAAUACAGUGGGAACUUCUAUACUUGGAGUAAUAAACAGCAGGGAUCAGAUAAAAUCUACUCCAAGAUUGAUAGAGUUAUGGCGAAUCAAGCUUGGAUGGAAAAAUUUACAAAUGCUGAAGCUAUUUUCCUUAAUGAAGGCAUAUUUGAUCACACUCCAGCAGUUCUUACAGUGCAUUCUGACAUUCCUAGUGGUAAGAAACCGUUCAAGUAUUUUAGGAUGUGGUCUUCCCAUCCUCAACACCACCAAGAAGUGAGUAGGGUGUGGCAUCAAAUGGUUAAAGGGACUAAAAUGUACCAAGUUGUGUCUAAACUUAAGAACCUUAAGCCUAUCUUUAAAGAGCUGAACAAGAGGGGUUUUUCAGAGAUUCAUAUGGCUUAUAUGCAAGCUAAAGAGAAGUUGAAUGAUUGUCAGAAUAAGAUGCAUCGAGAUCCUUUGAAUGUGGUUCUACAGUAUCAAGAAUUGGAAGCUAGAAAGCAUUAUGCAGGGACUUUGUUGGGCACUCAAAUGGACAAUAGGCAUCAAGUUAAAGACUCAAUUAUGGCUCAUGGUCCUGUGCUUUCCAUACAACAGGCAGAUUUUCUAUCAGCUGAGUUUACUAAAGAAGAUAUUAAAGAUGCUAUGUUUAGCAUCCCUGGCAUUAAAGCUCCAGGGCCUGAUGGUUUUUGCAGCUACUUCUUUCAGGACAAUUGGGAUUUAGUUGGAGAUGAGAUAAGUGAAGCUAUAUUAUUGUUCCUACAUACAGGGCAUCUGUUAAAAGAGAUUAAUUCUACAGUGAUUACCCUUAUCCCUAAGUGCAAAUGUCCUAAUACUGUAAGUGAUUAUCGUCCCAUAUCUUGCUGCAAUGUCUUAUACAAAGUAGCUACAAAAUUGAUCUGCAGUAGGCUUAAAGUUAUUCUUCCAGAUCUUGUGGCUCAAAAUCAGGGGGGAAUCCUGCAAAAAGUCGGGGAGAAGGAUGAGUUUUUGUUUCAUGACAGAUGCAGGGAUUUAAAGAUUAACCAUCUCAGCUUUGCCGAUGAUGUGUUACUGUUCUGCAAGGGUGAUUUCAAGAGCAUAUAUCUAAUGUUGCAGGGGCUAAAGUUGUUCUCAAAGUCCUCUGGAUUGAACCCAAACAUCAAAAAAACUGCCAUAUACUGUAGUGGCAUGAGUGAGGAGGAAAUUCGAAGAGUAAUUGAUGUGUCAGGAUUCAGUAGAAGUAAUAUGCCGUUUAAGUAUCUUGGUAUACCCAUCUGUGCCAAGAGAAUCUCAGCUGUUGAGUGCAAAUUGCUGGUUGAGAAGAUGACAGCCAGGAUUAAGAGUUGGAGUGCCAGAAACUUGUCGUUUGCAGGUAGAUCAACUUUGAUUAAUUCUGUGCUUCUAUCUAUUCAUGCCUAUUAG
Messenger RNA from Humulus lupulus (European hop), 1746 nucleotides. RefSeq lists its product as uncharacterized. The transcript is spliced from 3 exons. Lineage: Eukaryota; Viridiplantae; Streptophyta; Magnoliopsida; Rosales; Cannabaceae. The record is from RefSeq and is a predicted model, not a curated record. Bases 1 to 1746 code for a protein of 581 amino acids.